AUGUAUUCGUGGAAGAAACAUGUGGCCCGUUUUCCCUCCUCCGCUUUAUGCCUUGAGGGCACGGAGAUCAGGAAGAAUCUGAACAGAGAUUGGUCGGGGAUGAGUGAAUAUACUCUGACCCGCGUCCGCUCCGCCGCCGCACUCCGUAACGCCAAAAGUCUGCCACCCGGGGAUAAUCUUAACACGGUAAGUUACUAAAUUGCUGUAAAUAUAUUGUAAUAAAUCACUGUCUCUUUAGUUACAACAUGCGCCAUCCGUUGGAUCGAUUCCUUCUCAAUAUUCCAAGCCUUAUUACCUAACUUACUAUUCAAGAACAAGUCCAUUAUACCUUUAUUAUUCAAAUGACAAUGCUGUAAGUGUUGUCUUCAAUCACCCAAUUUUUCCAGGCAUACGAUGAUUGGUAUGAUCAAUAUAGAUUUGCCAUUCCAAGAUAUCACGCAGUAAAGAAUUACUAUCACAAAUAUACGCCGUCUUUUAAUUACUAUGGUCGUUAUCCUUACUUGUACAGGAGCUAUCAGUAAGUGGGUUUACUAUUACAAUAAGCAAGUUCAGUGUGAAUUAUGGCGCUCCAUAUUACGGCUCAAGACAUUACGAUCCAUACCAAGAUCCCUAUGUUAAGAGAAGUUACAACCGAUACACCUCCUCACUGGUUGACCGUAAGCUUCCUGACUAAAAAUAAUAUCAUACUUCUAGGUGUCAGUCUAAUAUUUUAUCCUUUUAGCCUACUGGCAUUGA
Bursaphelenchus xylophilus (pine wood nematode) is the source of this 735-nucleotide messenger RNA. The record is from the annotation of a GenBank genome assembly. Lineage: Eukaryota; Metazoa; Nematoda; Chromadorea; Rhabditida; Aphelenchoididae.